Saccostrea cuccullata (small rock oyster) is the source of this 1039-nucleotide messenger RNA. RefSeq names its product A-kinase anchor protein 14-like. Gene Ontology annotation, molecular function: protein kinase A regulatory subunit binding. The record is from RefSeq and is a predicted model, not a curated record. Gene Ontology annotation, cellular component: cAMP-dependent protein kinase complex. The transcript is spliced from 4 exons. Lineage: Eukaryota; Metazoa; Mollusca; Bivalvia; Ostreida; Ostreidae. Bases 13 to 534 code for a protein of 173 amino acids.
ACAGGGUUCAGUAUGUCAACAGAUGAUGUUUAUGCAGACCAGGCCAAGAGACUCGUGGAUGAGGUGAUUGACAUCGCCAUAAAGCGACUGGAGACAAACCUGUCUCUAACAGAAAGAGAGAAAACAUUCGAAUCUCUUAAGGCAGAAGAGUUCUCCAGACAAUCUACAUUUGUCAGAGAUGAUAACUUUGAAGUCAAAAAUAUCAAAUGGCUGACUAUAUCUGAAUUUUCUGCAGAAAAGGCUGAACAAAAGAUUCAUGAAUUCAUCAAAAGGACCACUGGUUUGACCAGAUACAGAUUCCGUGUGCGAUGGAGCAUCCCCACCCGCAGGAAGCCCAUUCCUCGUGCCACGGCAUGUGUUUAUUUCUCCUUUGUUGUUUCUUCAAUUAAACCCGGGACUUUUCCUGUUGAUGUAUUCUACGUGUUUGAAACCCACAGAUUAGUCCACAAACCAGGAGAGUCUAGGUUCCGUGAGAAGUGGUUAAAAGACAUUAUAGAGAACAAAGUGAUGAUGAUGCAGGUCAUCGAGUUUUAAUUGGCAACAAAUUAGUGAAUUAAAUUCAAGUAAUCAAUGUUACCAUUUAUAAGAUGUGAUAUUUUUUACUGUUGCUAAAUCAAUUAAAUCACUGUAAAUCUGUGAGAAAAGGCAAGAAUAAUCCAUUUGAAAAUUUUUUUUUAGUAUAAACUUUGAUAAUUUGUUAUAUUAAUCUAUGAACUGAAGCUGGAAUUAUGUUUGUGAUUUUUUUUAUAAAGAAUAUUUCUUUUAAAUUGUAUUUAUUUGUAAAUCUUCUAAAAAUCAUGAUGUGCAUCUUUUUCGAAAUUUAUGGAAAAGUGAGCGAUAAAUCUUAAGUUAUGAAUAUGAUGUUUGAAUUACUUAGAGUAAAGGUUUUUAUUAGGAUAAUUUGACAAAAUGUUGUAUUGCAAUCAUGUCUAUUCAAAAUGUCAUCUAGUUAAUGACUAAGAUGUUUUGCUUAAACCAUUGUGAAUACUGACUGGUCCAUAAUAAAUACCUUAUAUUUUGCAUUCAAGGACUUUUAAUA